UAUCGAAAGAUCACGUCAUGGCUUGAAUAAACCAGAGAUGUCCAUCGCGGCUGAAAAUCUGCCGCUGCCGCGCCGCGGCCUUAGAAAAAAAAAGCUGCCGCACCGCAGCCGCGCCGCGACGGUUUAUAAAAAAAUGUUGCCGCGCCGCGAUGGCUUAUAAAAAAAACGUUGCCGCGCCGCUGCCGCGAUGCAUUAUAAAAUAAACGUGCCGCCGCCGCGCCGCUGCCGCGGCGGUUUAGAAAAAAGUGUUUCUAAUUUCGCUGCUGCGACUAUAUUUGACCAGAGAUAUUGGUACCAGUCCAUCAGAUUCAUUCAGUCUCGGGGUGUUUCAUUUAUAAACCCUGAAAUUCUAUUAAAUUCAUGCAGUUUUUCAAUGUUCCCCCAAAAAAUCCUGCCGCUGCCGCGCCGCUGCCGCGAUGGUCUUUUAAAAAACCUGCCGCUACCGCGCCGCUGCCGGGAUGAUUUUUAAAAAAUCUACCGCUACCGCGCCGCUGCCGCGGUGAUUUUUUAAAAAAGCUGCCGCUGCCGCUGCCGCCACAGGCCAUCGCGGCAGCGGCGCGAUGGACAUCUCUGGAAUAAACAUACCGGUGCAAAUAAGGGCCCAAACACACUACAGAAGUGACGUAACUUAAUUUUGUUUUAAGUCAAAACGCGUUCACACAAAGCAGUUAAAUCACCAAUCAGAACAGCGAGCAAGUCUCUUUUAUGUAAGUGUAGUGCAUAAUAAAAAAUUGUUAUGCAAUGAGAGAUGGCUCUAUCAUGCAUACCGUUUUUUAUUGACACAUUCUACAUUAUAUUUUCAUUGUUUUUUAAUUCUAUUUUAUGUACAAAUAUGACUGCAAUUUUGUAAAACAGACGAUAUUUUUGUUUGACGUCGAUUAAAAUCAUGGGAGCCAUUACUUAUGUAUAUGUCGAUGAUAAAUGUGUGAAAAAAGACGGCGCCAUAUGUUUUUUUUAUUGGUGAAACGACAUCCACAUCCCAUUCCCAGGUCGAAAAGUACCGGUCGGUUCCCGCAGGAAAACACCGGAAAUAGCCGGAACAUGGAAGCAGUAUUCCGGCCGGAAAUUUUCGGAAUUUUGUUCCGCUGAUUUUCCGCUCGGUUCCUGCCGGAAAACACAGGAAAUUGGCCGGAAUUCACCGGAAAAAAUCCGGAGAAUUUCCGGCCGGACUACUGCUUCCAUGUUUCAUCUAUUUCCGGUGUUUUCCUGCAGGAUACGGUGAUUUUUCCCGCAUUUUCCUGCCGGUUCCUGCAAUAUCCGGUGGCCGGAACGAUCGACCUGGGUUGGCGCAUUAACGUUAAGUCAUGUUAAAAAGAUGACUUAAUUCUGUCUUAACUUAAUUCACAAUUUGAUUGGUUAAGUCAGUCUUAAUUCGCGUAGUGUGUUUGGGGCCUAAGGGACCGUACCAUAAACUGCAGUUGUACCAUUUAUUUUGUAUUUUUAGAUUUUCUCAUUGUUCUAUUUGUUUAUUCUGCUAUUUUAUUGAAUUGAAUUUCGAUGAUAUAAUGAUGAGUAAGUUUGUUUUAUAUGUAUGAUUAGAGAGUAGCUUUUCUAAUGAAAAAUAGUAUAUUUCUUUUUGGGUCACAAACCGCAUUUCAUGGGUGUUGUUUUGAAAUAUUAUAUGUACAAAAAAUUAUAUGUACAAAAACGAAAUUCAUAUGAAUAAAAAACAUGAUCGAUUAUUUUUGUUAAGAAAUACAUAAGACACUGCCACAUACAGAAGAAAUCAACUACCUCAUUUCUUAUAUCAAUGUUGAACAUUUUUUAAAGUGUGAACUUUGAUUGAGGACAAAAGCGUUUUAGUAUUUGAUUAUAAAAAAAUUAACAAAGGAAAUCAGUAUGACUUUUAUUCUUGUUAAGGGCUUUGUAGAAGUUUGUAGUUGAAUGAAUAUCUUGAUAGAAAAAUAUUUAAUAGAACAGUAAUUUCUGAAUUCAUGAUUUUUUUUUGGUUUGUCUAGGUGAUUCUCAUACUGAUAUAUGUCUAUCGGAUUCUGUUCGAUCAAAAAGUUCUGAAUCAAAAUCAACAUCAAUACGAUCUGUUCUAUACCAUCUUUGUUCAACACAUUCAGAUUGUCAAAGUUUAGAAGAAUAUCUUGGUAUUGAUAAAUUUGAUGGUGGUGAACCUAGUGAAGAAUUUAAAAAUGUUAUUAAACAAUUUACUAGAGAAUCUAAACCGGAAAAUAAAAAAAGUCAAGAAUUUGAUAAUAUAUUAAAGAAGAUUAAUCCAAGUAUAACAUUUACUGGUGAUCAGAGAGGUGGUGAUUUUGAACAUUUAUUUCGUGGCAAUCGACCAGAUUUCACAUGGUCCAUUAACAAUAGUUUUUAUCCAUGGAAUAUCGUCUCAAUAAUUGAAAGAAAAAGCAAUACUAUCAGACAAAAUGAUAUUUCUCAAAUGUUGGAGUAUUUAAGAUCAAUUGUUAAAGUAUUUCCUGAACGAAAAUAUGCCAUCGGAUGUUUAACAAAUUAUAAACAAAUAAUUUUUGGUAAAGUGUCAAUAGUUAAUGAUAAGUUUCAGUACGACAGAUUUAGCUCCGACAAUGUACUUGAAAACUUUUGGAAAUUUCUACAUUGCAAUAAAAAUCAUUUAGGAUAUGUACAAUUUUCUAUUCCAAAUGUUUUCGAAAUUAAAUCAUUAUUAGGUAAGUAUUAUUUGAAAUAA
Rotaria sp. Silwood1 is the source of this 2659-nucleotide messenger RNA. NCBI's taxonomy places the organism in Eukaryota, Metazoa, Rotifera, Eurotatoria, Philodinida, Philodinidae. The record is from the annotation of a GenBank genome assembly.